AUGGGCAUGGAGCUGGCCCUGCUGCUGGGUGGGGAGGGGUCCCCAGAGAUGGCUGGGGGCAGACCCCUUCCAGAACAGUGUCUCUUCACUCAGAUGGACGGUAACAACCCUGGAGAGUGUCGUCACAUCCAGCAUGAGCCCGGGUGUGCCCUGGGGAAGGGGAAAGACGGGCUUUGGUGGUGGUCAGAUUCCAGCUCUGCCAGUGGCCAGCGUGUCCCUGGGCACAGAGAGCGUCCCCUGGGCCCCCGUGGGUUGGGUGAGAGUGACUCCCUGUGGCAGCAGAGCUGCGCCAGGAGGUCUCCCGUCCACGCCCAGCAGCAGCACUGGGGGCUGCGCGGGGUGCUCACAUCCGUCCCACCCCCAGCUGCCCCUGCUCUACUCCUGGCCACGGAGCACCUCUGCCUUCUCAUCGGGGUCCCCCUGGCCUUGCUCCUCUGUCUCCUCCUCCUGCUCCUCUUCUGCCUCCAUCGCCAGCGUCAGAGGAAGCAGGGGCCUCCCGGUGGCCAGGGCCAGUUGCAGAGGCCACAGGAGAGGCUGGGCCUGGCUGUGGACAGCCUGGAGAGGUCACCAGACAUGGCCACGGCUGAUAGACCCCCUGAGAAGGACAGGGAGACCGGCAACCCUGCCCCUGCUGCAAGAGAUCCCCAGGAGGUGACAUAUGCUCAGCUGGACCACGGAGCCCUCACAGAGAGGGCCGCCCGAGCUGGGUCCCCACUGACCCCAGAGCCCAGCACAUAUGCGACCCUUGCCAGACACUGACUCCUGGGCCUGAGGUCACUCCAAGCCACUCUUCCAAAAGCCUGAAGCAGCCAUUCGGAGGACUUCUCUUGGACUCACCCAGGUCUCAGAGAGCUUUGCUGGGGACAGCAGCUGGGGCCUGGAGGUCUCUGAGCAGCAUCUGGGAGAUUCGUCCACCAGGUGGCCCCUGCCACAGCUGACCAGCUGUCAGAGAGGCUGUGUCACAGCUACUUCCAGAGACCCAGCCUCAGUCCCUGGCUGUUUCCAGAGACCAGAAACCAAGGUCUCAUCCUAGGGCUGCUUCCAGAGAACCAGCAAAAGCCACUCCUGGGGUCCCACCUACUUCAGAGACUGCAUGCUGAUGAUGCUCAGCGGUCCCUGACGGCCUCCCUGGGGUCCAGUGCUGACCCUGCCUGAGGCUGGGCUGCACUCAGGCUGCCGAGAGCUGAGCCGGAUCUCUGGGCCAGACCUCACUUGGUACAUCAAUGGACUUCUUUAAAACAGAACAUCCCAGCCCCCGGGGUCAGGCCAGAGAGGUUCAGUGGACCCAGUGCUGCGGUCUCAGCCGUUCAGAGCAGAGUGGGGGCUACGAGGGCUGUCAGUGCUUCCUGUUCUCUGCAGAACACAUCGAAUUGAGCAAAGCUGCAUAUAUCCGGGGUGUGCACCAUGAGGACCUGACCUAGGCAUGCGCCCUGUAGAUUUCCAUAAUCAAACCCUCAGCACAGCUGCACCUGCACGUUAGAUCCGGGGAAUUGCUCAUCUGACGACUGGAAGUCGGUCAGUGUUUCCUGAUGGAGCAUGAGGGGUGGGGAGGAGAAGGGAGGGGGUCUAAAGGGAGGUGCAGAGGUCGAAGGCUGCCCCACCCAUCCCCACCACACUCAAGCACAUCCAGGCACACAGCCACCACUAACACAUGCCUUCGCACACACAGCCCACGCUUCCGUGCACACACAGGCACAUUGCACACACGCACUCACACACCCCAGGAAAAUCCCGAGUACCUGUGAGGUGCUACCCUGUUUCAAAUUAAAAUAGAACAAUUACCCUGAGGACCACUAGGGGGCGGGAGUGCCUCAUCUUGAUUAAUAUGUGUGCCUGUCUCAAAAACCAAUCAAUCAACCAACAAAUAAAUAAAAAGCAAAAAUCCCA
This is a messenger RNA of Ictidomys tridecemlineatus (thirteen-lined ground squirrel), 1887 nucleotides long. The record is from RefSeq and is a predicted model, not a curated record. NCBI's taxonomy places the organism in Eukaryota, Metazoa, Chordata, Mammalia, Rodentia, Sciuridae.